AUGCGAAUCCCAUCGCCGGCGGCCAAACGCGCCGACGGCACCGCCAUCUGGGCCACCCCGCACGACAGCUACUCGUCGUCGGUCGGCGUCCUCGGAUGCAAGAUCAACACCGACCGCGUGGCCUACUGGCCGCAGCCCGUCGACUGCGACGGCAUCUGCGUGUCGGUGCGGUACCAGGACCGCCAGGUCUACCUCCUGCGCGUCGACCAGUCCGGCGGCGCCCACGACAUGAGCUACGACGCGUGGAACUACCUCUACACGGGCGAGCCGGCCACCGAGAAGCCCGCGGCGGGCGGCGCCGUCGAGAUGCACUACACGCCCGUCGACGCGUCCCACUGCGCGCCGCUCAUCCACACGGAGCACCACCGGCUGCCCUUGAGCGCCGCCAACAGCAUGAACUUCCUGGCCAGCUGCCUGGAGCGGCCCGCCAGCUGGGUCGCCAGCAACUACGUCCUGUUCAACAUUGACGACCCCAUCUGCACGCUGGGGCUGGACGAGCAGUGCAGCCUGGACUGGCCGGGCGCCAACCAGCCGUCCUGCCCGCACGUCCUGGGGGAGCAGACGGUGCUGAGGGACGAGCCCGUCUACAACAUCCAGUACCCGAGCGGGAAGAGGGUGCUGGCGUCGUCGGGCGCGUCGGGCGCGCCUGUCCCGGGCAGCGGCGGCAGCGGAAAGGACGAGGAGAAUGCUGCUGCUGCUGCUGCUGCUGCUGUCGCGAGGGGGCUGCUGCGGGGGAGGCAUGGCGGGCGACUUUUGCUGGGCAUGGUGAUUUGCGCUCUUUUUGCUGCAUAG
This is a messenger RNA of Ustilaginoidea virens, 792 nucleotides long. RefSeq lists its product as uncharacterized. The transcript has a single exon. The coding region runs from base 1 to 792 and encodes 263 amino acids. NCBI's taxonomy places the organism in Eukaryota, Fungi, Ascomycota, Sordariomycetes, Hypocreales, Clavicipitaceae. The record is from RefSeq and is a predicted model, not a curated record.